Messenger RNA from Octopus bimaculoides (California two-spot octopus), 658 nucleotides. RefSeq lists its product as uncharacterized. NCBI's taxonomy places the organism in Eukaryota, Metazoa, Mollusca, Cephalopoda, Octopoda, Octopodidae. The record is from RefSeq and is a predicted model, not a curated record.
ACGAAAUUUACAUGCCUUCCUUGUCAGUUGAAUCACAUGUUACAUCAUAUUAAAUUAUAAAGGACAGUGCCAUGUGUAAGUCGCCAGUAUAUGAAAUGUUCGUCUGGAAAUUACACAAUGAUAUAUUCUAUAUUUAUUUUCUUUCUCAUUCCUCGUAUCAAUGCAAUGACUGUGGAUUGCAUUAAAGAGGCAAAAAAGCAUUGUCCUAGUUUUGUGCAUCCUGAUAAAACUGAUGAAUACUGCAGAACUUUCGGGGAAUUUGAAAAAUGCUUCAAAACACUUGAUAUAUAUUGCUUUGAACGGUUCCAAACCAUACAUUUUCAUAAUUGUUUGACUGUACCGAAGAGGAACAGCUUCCGCAACACAGUUUCUACUGGUCCUGCGUCUUCACCAGCCAGUAUUCACAACAGCCACUUACUAUUCGCAACUGUUGUUGUAAUUCUGUUACUCACACAUACAUAAGUAUCAUUAUACAGGUAUGUAUGUGUGUUAUUUUGAAGACGUUAUUCAAUGAGAUGAGCAGUAAAAGUGAAGUCCGAAUAUUACAAGAGAUCAGUUUCGCUACAGAUGUCUACAAUUUUAUAUGUGACUUUGAGGAUAACUUUUAAUAUUCUACACAGUAUGCUUUAAGUGUAGAUUAAAAUGUAGAUUAAAAUAA